CUGAUUGCAAACUUUGGGAAUGAUAGAAAGGGCUGUUGAAGAUAAUCGCUGAAUGAAGGUGGAAUGCUACUGUUUUGUGAAUAAGAGUAACAUUUACACUUUGGUUUCUGUAAGCACCCUGCUCUUGUGCCUAAAUUUAAUAUAAAAAAGGUACGCAAUUCUGAGACAUGUCGGAGGACCUGAGCUCCCAAUCCUGGUCCAUCAACAGGGAUGACUAUGAGCUGCAGGAGGUGAUCGGGAGUGGAGCUACAGCUGUGGUCCAGGCCGCCUACUGUGGGCCCAGGAAAGAGAAGGUUGCCAUCAAACGCAUCAAUUUGGAAAAAUGCCAGACCAGCAUGGAUGAACUCCUGAAAGAGAUCCAGGCGAUGAGUCAGUGUCACCAUCCCAACAUUGUGUCGUACUACACAUCGUUUGUGGUGAAGGAUGAGCUGUGGUUAGUAAUGAAGCUGCUCAGUGGUGGAUCAGUUUUGGACGUGAUAAAGCACAUCAUAUCAAAGGGGGAACACAAGACUGGUGUACUGGAUGAGCCCAGUAUAGCAACUGUUCUGAAAGAGGUUCUUCAGGGUCUGGAGUACCUUCACAAAAACGGACAGAUCCACAGGGAUCUUAAAGCUGGAAACAUAUUAUUGGGAGAGGAUGGAUCCGUGCAGAUUGCAGAUUUUGGUGUAAGUGCCUUCUUAGCAACAGGUGGUGAUAUGACACGAAAUAAAGUACGGAAGACGUUUGUGGGAACGCCAUGUUGGAUGGCACCAGAGGUGAUGGAACAGGUGAAAGGUUACGACUUCAAAGCAGACAUCUGGAGUUUUGGGAUCACGGCCAUAGAGUUGGCCACCGGCGCCGCUCCUUACCACAAAUACCCUCCAAUGAAGGUGUUGAUGUUGACUCUUCAGAAUGACCCGCCUUGCCUUGAGACUGGAAUCACAGACAAAGAGAUGGUGAAGAAAUAUGGAAAAUCCCUAAGGAAGAUGAUCUCCUUGUGUUUGCAGAAGGACCCAGAGAAAAGGCCAACAUCAUCAGAACUCUUAAAACAUAAAUUCUUCCAGAAAGCCAAGAAUAAUGAAUAUCUACAGGACAAAUUACUACAAAGAGCUCCUACAAUAACAGAGAGGGCGAAAAAGGUACGGCGAGUUCCUGGCUCCAGCGGGAGACUCCAUAAAACAGAAGAUGGAGAAUGGGAAUGGAGUGAUGAUGAACUAGAUGAGGAGAGUGAGGAGGGCAAAGCUGCUGUCGCUGCCUUACGGUCACCAAGGGUAAAGGAAGGACUUCAGAAUACAGAGAUUUUCCAGUCCAUUGGCAGUCACCUCCAGCCUGAACUACCUCAAGGUGCUGGCCAGGGCCCAGCACAGGCUUCACCACCCAUCACUCAACAUGUAGCCCCAACUACACCCCCCUCACACAGCCAGCCCACAGUAGCAAAAUCUGCACAGGUGCCAGUUCCUGGAGGUGAUGCCUCUCAAUCCCCCAUCAGUUUGGUAUUAAGGUUAAGAAACUUGAAAAAGGAGCUGAAUGACAUCCGAUUUGAAUUUAUGCCUGGCAGAGACACGGCAGAUGGGGUUUCUCAAGAGCUGGUAUCAGCUGGCUUGGUAGAUGGGAGAGAUUUAGUUGUUGUUGCUGCUAAUUUGCAGAAGAUUGUUGAAGAGCCUCAUUCCAAUAAAAAUGUCACUUUUAAGCUGGCCUCUGGGGUUGAGGGUUCGGAUAUUCCUGAUGAUGUCAAACUCUUGGGAUUUGCUCAGCUCAGCAUUAGCUAAACUUUUGCUCUGUGUGGGACCAAGACUAGCCUACAAAUGUGAAAGCAAACCAACACCAACAACCAACAGAAUGACACAAUACUUUUUUCCUUUAUCGAUUACCCGAAAGAAACCACUGUUGCCAAAGAGAAAAGCCCAUAGGAUUUCACAAAACGGCUCAACUGCAGAGGACAGUUGCACAAUAUUUAUCACUAUUUGUAGGAAUCAAUAAAAAUAAAGUUUACGAUUUAUGCAUGUAAGGAUGCAAUUAUCACAACCAGAUAAAUAUAUAUAUUUUUUAUGUUUCCCUUUCAUUUCUUCUUGUUUUCUCUACACUGUUUGUCCUGUGUUUGCACAAUCUAACAUCCUAAAAAUGGAAAAAUGCUUAAUCUCCUUUAGAACUACUGACUGAGUGAAUAUAAGGGGAGCGAAAUGCAAAAAAACAGAGUUUUCUGUAAAAGUAAAUAUGGCUACAACAAUAGUAUUUGUUUAACUGUAUUUCUUCUAUACUUCUGAAGACAAGCAGCUAGCAUGUUUUAUCAGUCUGCUAUACAUACACACUUGCUUUAUUUACUUAGAAGGUUCUUUAAACAAGCUUGUUGAACAUUUACAAAAUCUUGUUUUGAAUCAUUUUAAAUCUCAAAAUAUUAAAUUAUAUUCAUUUUAAAUGUACGUUAUUUUCUCAGCUGUUGAAAAGAGUCUGAUUUCUUAUCUUUGUACACUGGCUAGUGUCAAUACACUACAAUUGUUCUUAAUAUUAGUUGCAUUGCUGAUUAGUAACUUAAGACAAAGUAGCAAGCAGUUGAAGCCAGUUGUCAAAUAUGCUGGCUCAGUUCGGAUUGUCUUUUUGGUGACCCAGAGUGCCCGAUGAACACUCUUUAAAUUGUUCUAUAUAUCUUUAAACGUUUUUUCCAGUGUUUUUGAUCAAUGUGUCCUGUCUCAACUGGGCAAAUUUGCAAAUCCCACUCUGCUCUGCAGCAUGAGUUCUUGCCUUAAUGUUUCUACAUAUUUUUACAUCACUAUUUCUCUUGCUUUAGAUUGGUUUCUUAUCUUCAUUUGUGAAAUGUAAUUUAAAAUAUCACAUCAUUAUCUAUGAAUUCAGCUCAUUUCUGUAAGUAUCUCUCUGUGAUUAAGCCCUAACCAGUUCAUCAAAGUUGAGAUACUCUCUGAUGAAACUUUGUUUUUUGGCUUUGUUUCCACUCUGGAAUUGAUCUCUUUAGUAUUCAUGUGGAUUUCUGAUGUGGAUGAACUUAAAUUAACUUUCUCUCAUUUCUAAAUAGUGUAAUUUGGCAUUGAUUUGAUUUUAUAUGGGAUGUUUAUCUCAUGGCCUUUGUUACCUUCAUAAAUAUGGUGAUGGGAGGUGGUGUUGGCUACAAAAGACAUUGUGAGUUUUGCUGUUUUGUCUUUGUCUACAAGGGUGCCUAUAAUCACAAGAGUUUCUACAUUUCACCAUGGCAGUGGUAUAUGUCAGAUGUUUUCAGCAGGUCAGCUCUAACAUUGUUCUCUCAGAGUUUCUGUGAGAGGCUGUUUACUUCAGACAAGAUAUGCAAUGUAUCUCGAAACAUAAAUAGUGUGCUCUAAACAUAUUGCCACCUGCUGAGAAAACAGCCUGGAAUAAUAUGAGUGGAUAUUUUAAUUAUCACACAUCUCUCUUAAAGCAGUAUUUCUCCUGAUUUUCAGAAGUUCUUUUGCCUUUUUGUUUAUUUUAAAUAUAUACAUAUA
This is a messenger RNA of Xyrauchen texanus (razorback sucker), 3449 nucleotides long. RefSeq names its product oxidative stress responsive kinase 1b (gene oxsr1b). NCBI's taxonomy places the organism in Eukaryota, Metazoa, Chordata, Actinopteri, Cypriniformes, Catostomidae. The record is from RefSeq and is a predicted model, not a curated record. The transcript has 18 exons. The coding region runs from base 168 to 1748 and encodes 526 amino acids. Gene Ontology annotation, molecular function: ATP binding; protein serine/threonine kinase activity. Gene Ontology annotation, biological process: protein phosphorylation.